CACCAUUAGCCACUCCGGCUGAAUGCCGCAUCUUGUCCAUGGCAUGGAGGUAACGUUGAAGCGGGACACGUUAUUUCAGCUUCGGUACACGAGUUGGAACCACAGUUGCAUUGUGGGAUCGCUGCAGCCUAUCUUACUUCAGCGUUUACCUCACCAGCGAACCUAUCUUCCAACCCCAUCACUAUUGACUUCUGCUAGCAGUUUUGGAGGCUCAUAAUUACACCGGCCGCUGCUUCUUCAUCAACUCAAGGUGGGCUCAGCAAGCCAGGUUCACGACAGACACAACGUAUGGCGGAUUACAUGGCCAAGUCACCGAGCUUGCCGUCGACUUGCAUCAAAAGUUCCAGGGAUAGGAGACUUGCCUUCAACAUCCCGGACUGUACGGAUUACCCUAGCUCCUUGGCAGGGCCGGAUCUGCAAGCUAAGCUUCGGCUAUGGCUGCCGAAUCCCACACCUGUCGGCCUUUCCUUGCUCACUUCCUCCCUUCUUGGUUCAAGGGGCAUAGACGACGACGAAGCAAGGGCUCAAGUUACCUAUGCGCUUCCAGCAGAGCGUUCGAGGCGGCUCGGGCCACGAUGGUGCGGAUAUGCCUUACAAACACAGAGGGCUUCCUUGUUGAGAUUCCCGUCUUCGCAUCCCUGGCGGUGUUACCGUGAUUCGCGGACCACUGAGGUCACGUCGGCCGUGUGCUGGCCGUGGCCGGGAAUUUAUCCUCGGUUUCACCCGCUGCUAUUAAUUACGGCUCGGCAGGGCAAUGGCAUCGCAUGGCGUAAGCUUUAUAACCGCUCCCACCUACCGUUCCACUUCACGUUGCUGGCCGAACACAGCUUUCCAGUUCUCUCUCUCGCUUCUCGGAGCCAUAUUGGUGGUCGGCCGGUCAAGGGACGACCCGGAUCGAUAUGAGUUGCCUGUUACCGUGGGACGCACAUCAUAUAUGCCGUCAACUGAGCUAUCAAUUGCCGGCUGCCUCCAGCUAGAGCUGCACA
Molecule: messenger RNA, 986 nt
Organism: Parathielavia appendiculata
Lineage: Eukaryota; Fungi; Ascomycota; Sordariomycetes; Sordariales; Chaetomiaceae
Exons: 1
Coding region: 289-903 (204 amino acids)
Source: RefSeq, a predicted model, not a curated record